CCAGCUGCAGAUUCCACCUACUGCCGCAUACCAGAAUCACAGGACGCCGCCCUGCUCCAUUCACCCGCAAAAUGCCUUCCAUAUUCUCAAUUGCCUCAAUCUGCUGGCUGCAACUUUGCGCAACAGCAAUUGCCCUUCCAGUAGAGCAGAAACCGCUUCUACUCAACGGCCCCAAAAAUGUCAGAAAUGUUAGGACACAGCCAACAUUCAGCACUGACAGCCCUCUAGUCAUCGACGACUUUCUCCCCAGUCUCACACUUUCCAUCGCCUGGCCGGAUGCCAAGGCUAAGCUAGGCAAUACUGUCGAUCCAGAAGACCUUCAGAAGCAACCCACCGUCAUUCUGCACGACGACACUAGCCCGGACGGCAAGCACGCUAGUUCUGGAAUGAGCUAUAUUGUCACCUUGACAGACCCAGAUGCCCCGUCCCGCGACAACCCAGAGUGGAGUGAAUUCUGUCACUGGAUUGCUUCCAAUGUCUCCAUUGCUCAAGAUGCGUUUUCUGUCCUGCCUGUGCCAGAGUUUGGCCUCACUGAGGAGAUUGAAUCAACAGAAGAGCUGGAUGAUGUCAUGGAAUACAAACCUCCUGGCCCACCACCCAAGACUGGCAAACAUCGCUACGUGUUUCUUGUUUUCGCGCCCAAGAAUGGAACUACCGAGCCUUUGCAUCCGAGCAAACCGCAGGACCGUAAACAUUGGGGUACGGGGAAAGAACGUGGCGGCGUAAGAGAAUGGGCCCAGGAGAACGAGCUCGUUCCCGUGGCAGCGAACUUUAUCUAUUCCGAGAACGAGAAGCAGUAACUAUAACGGCUUUUGUAUAAUUAAUCACGACAUAAUACCUUAAUUUCUUCUGUGGGUACCGGAACAGAGUUUAAUGGAGUCUAAUCGGAAUUUUAUCAAUCA
Messenger RNA from Bipolaris maydis ATCC 48331, 902 nucleotides. The record is from RefSeq and is a predicted model, not a curated record. Lineage: Eukaryota; Fungi; Ascomycota; Dothideomycetes; Pleosporales; Pleosporaceae.